AUAUAGACAGCUAUCAUUGUUUUGAACUAUCAGACAUUUCGUUUAGAAUUUAACAUCAACAUGAACAAUCGUUCACAUUAUUUUUGUUUCCUUUUUUUUUAUAGGGCAUGUUAAAAAAUUGUAAAAGUAAAUUAUUACGUCUAUAGAAACGCUAUAUGAUAUUAAUCGUAAUGGAAGUAGUGGAAGAAGAGAACCCAUUACAAUUUUAUGAAGUACCAAAUAAUGUUCCAAAUAAAUUAAAAAAUUGUGUUGGACGACCAAAAAAAAAAAGUGAAAUUAAAUUUAGUCCACAACCAAAGUCUAUAAUAUCAAUUUUACUAAGUAAAGAAAAAAGUAAUGCAGAGAAUCACAAAGAUUUUAAAAACGAAAUCAAAAAUGGGGAACGGAAUGAAUCAAUGAACAAAGAUUCUUCCGAACGAGCACAAAAUUACAAAAGCAUUUCUAAUGAACAAAAUAUAGAAUUUCAAAAAGAUAAGCUGUAUGAAUGUAAUUAUUGCGACUGUACAUACUCAACAAAGUUUCCAUCUAAUCUGAAAACACAUAAAAGAAUACACACCACUGAACAACGAUAUAUCUGUGAUGAAUGUACCUUUAGAUCAAAAUUUAUAAGUUCAUUAAAAACACAUAAACGUCUCCAUAAAGAUGAGAGACCUUUUGCUUGCCAAUGUUGUGAUUAUAAAUGUAAUAGUCGCUCUAAUUUAAAGAAACAUGUUACACGUAAGCAUAUAAAUAAAAAUAAUGAUAAUAAAAAACAAAUUUGAAAUGUAUGUUUUUUCUUAUAUGGGUAAAGAAAAAAGUCUAAGCUG
Nymphalis io (European peacock) is the source of this 806-nucleotide messenger RNA. RefSeq names its product zinc finger protein 62 homolog. Lineage: Eukaryota; Metazoa; Arthropoda; Insecta; Lepidoptera; Nymphalidae. The record is from RefSeq and is a predicted model, not a curated record. Gene Ontology annotation, biological process: regulation of DNA-templated transcription. Gene Ontology annotation, molecular function: RNA polymerase II cis-regulatory region sequence-specific DNA binding; DNA-binding transcription factor activity, RNA polymerase II-specific. Bases 156 to 761 code for a protein of 201 amino acids. The transcript has 2 exons.